Messenger RNA from Coregonus sp. 'balchen', 15936 nucleotides. NCBI's taxonomy places the organism in Eukaryota, Metazoa, Chordata, Actinopteri, Salmoniformes, Salmonidae. The record is from the annotation of a GenBank genome assembly.
AUGUCUGGUUCUGGUAUGGUCUGUUGCUCAAUUCAGCUGCUUUGCAUUGACUCAUUUCAUUUGGAGGUUUUCACUUGUUUCCUACUCUAUACACAGCAGGCUACUAAACAGCUGUUCCCUCAUAUUUUCUUAUCAUUUGGCUCAGUAGUUCUAGUUUACUUUGUCAUUAAUGUAUAAACAGACAGAUGUUUUCUAUGGAUCAAAUUACUUCAGCUGUAGUAAUUGUUAAUCAUUUUGGAAUGCGACAUCUCAUGCUCAGUUGGAGGCGGUGGCUUAGCACACAUGUAGGUGGCAGUGGGCAUUGCAAGGCGGAUCACUUAGCAGCUGGUAUGUGUGUGUGUGUGUGUGCUUGCAUUUCUUUGUGUGUGAGGCUGAAGAUCAGCGAACGAGGGUCAAGCUGAGAGAACUCACACUCAAUGACAGUUUCUUCAGAAAGUAUUCCUACUCCUUGAGUUAUUCCAUAUUUUGUUGUGUUACAGCCUGAUUUCAAAAUGGAUUAAAUAUAUGUUUUUUUUCUCACGCAUCUGCGCACAAUACCCCACAAUGUGAAACAUGUUUUUAUAAAUGUUUGCACAUUUAUUGAAAAUGAAAUACAUAAAUAUCUCAUUUACAUAAGUAUUCACACCCCUGAGUCAAUACUUUGUAGAAGCACCUUUGGCAACGAUUACAGCUGUGAGUCUUUCUGGGUAAGUCUCUAAGAGCUUUCCACACCUGGAUUGUGCAACAUUUGCCAAUUUUUCUUUUCAGAAUUCUUCAAUUCUUCUGUCAAACCAUUUUCAGGUUUCGCCAUACAUUUUCAAGUAGAGUUAAGUCAAAACUGUAACUCGGCCACUCACUGUCUUCUUGGUAAGCAGCUCUAAUGUUAAUUUGGCCUUGUGUUUUAGGUUAUUGUCCUGUUGAAAGUUGAGUUCAUCUCCCAGUGUCUGAAGCAGACUGAACCUGAUUUUCCUCUAGGAUUUUGCCUGUGCUCUAUUCCUUUUCUUUUUUAUCCUGAAAAACUCCCCAGUCCAUAAUGAUUACAAGCAUACCCAUAAGAUGAUGCAGCCACCACUAUGCUUGAAAAUAUGGAAAGUGGAACUCAGUAAUGUGUUGAAUUGGAUUUGCCCAAAACAUAACACUUUGUAUUCCACAUUUUUUGCAGUAUUACUUUAGUGCCUUGUUGAAAACAGGUGCAUGUUUUGGAAUAUUUGUAUUAUAUACCGGCUUCCUUCUUUUCACUCUGUCAAUUAGGUUAGUAUUGUGGAGUAACUACAAUGUUGUUGAUACAUCCUCAGUUUUCUCCUAUCACUGCCAUUAAACUAUGUUUUAAAGCCACCAUUGGCCUCAUGGUGAAAUCCCUGAGGGGUUUCCUUCCUCUCCGGCAACUGAGUUAGGAAGGACUCAUGUAUCUUUGUAGUGAAUGGGUGUAUUGAUACACCAUCCAAAGUGUAAUUAAUAACUUGACCAAGGGAUGUUCAAUGUCUGCUUUUUUUAUUUAUACCCAUCAACCAAUAGGUGGCCUUCUUUGCAAGGUAAUGGAAAAAAUCCCUGGUCUUUGUGGUUGAAUCUGUGUUUGAAAUUCACUGCUCAACUGAGGGACCUUACAGAUAAUUGCAUGUGUGGGAUACAGCAACAAGAUAGACAUUCAAAAAUCAUGUUAAACACUAUUAUUGCACACAUAUUGAGUCCGUGAGUUCUUGCAUCCAUGGCGCUGUCUAUGAAUUUAAGUGUGGUAACAUUUAUUUUGCCCCAUCUCUCAGCUCUUUACCAAAACGUUGAAAGAGUGGUGCUUUGUUUUUGUUUAAACAGCAGAUUGCCCCUUUAACUUACACGUACAGUAUAGCGGUAAUAUUAGUGUCACUUACACCAAGGACAUCCUGUGCAUUGUAGCAUGCCACUAUGUUAUCUUAAAAGGGGUUUUGACACAGUCCAUGUGUCAAGAGUGACAUAUGUAAAAAAUGCUUUUGAACCGCUUAAUAUCAAUCUCUGCUAUGUGUAAACUGUAUGAGUGUGUUUGUGUUUUUGUGUGUGUGUUUGCGAGUAUACACGUGCCUGUGUCUACAAUACAUAGCCUAUGCUAUUUGUGUAUCAGUGCAGCUUUGCUCACUCUCCCCAUUCACACCUGAUUGAUGGGUGCUAAAGGGUCCAGGGUGUGAAACUGCAGGGGUCGACAGUGGUUGCCAAACCCAAGCCACUGACACAUCCAAUUGGACACAGAGUUUGAUCCACCGUGUCUGUAAUAGAGGAAAAUCUUACUUCUUACACAACCUCUUAUACAAGACUUCUGGUCUUGAAAAGUCUAAGUAUUGGAUUGUUUCUUACAGCAUGGGUUUUUUUAGUGGAUUGAGGACACUCAUUACUUUUCUGUUCAGGCUAUUACUGCUUAUUGCGUGGAACAUAUCAUGUUUAUUGGAUUAUUUUAAAGAUCAAACAAAAUUAAACCUAGUCUUGGUUGGACUUCAGUACAGAACAACUUAAGUGCUUAUUGAUUAGUAUUUUUUCACUAAUCUUUAGAUUUUCCUCCCACUAACUUCAAAGCCUUUGGUAAACCUUAGCUCCUGUACUGUAAUUAUCCUGGGAUUUACUAUAUUGGUCCAAAGUCUAAGAUAUCGUGAGUCUAGACAGUCAGUUAUGAGUCAUCAAGGCUUACACCUUAUGAAAGGUAUUAUCUUUAAUAUAUCUUCAAUAUCUACAAAACUCACGCAAAGGCACUGACUGCCCUUGGCGCCUGGCCUCUCAAUUAGAGAAAAUUGUCUAUAUUAACUUUGAAUUGCAUACCUAUUGUUUGAAACAUAACCAUAUAAAAUCUAGUGAAGUACAAUUCCAUCUACAGACCUUCCCAUAGCUUCUGGGAUUUUCAGUGUCAGCCCUGUCUGGUAGCAUGGUUCUGGGAUGCUGCAGAGUGUCUUUUGAUAUUUGGAAUAAAAGUGGGCUGGUCACACUGUGAUGUCUGGAAUAGAUUAUAUGCUCAGGAGGUGAGGUGGUCAGUGGAGAAUGACCCUGUCUUUAAGUGAGUGCACUAUUAGAAAAAAAGGUGAUAAGUAGAACCAUACAGGGUUCUUUGGUUUGUCCCCAUAGGGGAACCCUUUUUGGUGCUGGUUAGAACCCUUUGCAAACGGUUCUAUCUAGAACCCUCUAUGUAGGGUUCUUCAAUGAACCCCCUGUAUAUGGUUAUACCUAGAACCCUCUAUGAAGAGUUCUGCCUAGAACCCUCUAAGAAGGGUUCUACUGAGAACCCUUUUAUAUUUGGAGGGUUCUUCCUAGAACCCUCUAUGAACGGUUCCACCAGCCUGAUUUGCCUUUAAAAUGUCAUUAUUUAUGACAAUACAUUACAUACACUGAGUAUACCAAACAUUAGGAACACCUUCCUAAUAUUGAGUUGCACACACCGAGGUCGGGGCAUGGACUCUACAAGGUGUCGAAAGUGUUCCACAGGGAUGCUGGCCCAUGUUGACUCCAAUGCUUCCCACAGUUGUGUCAAGUUGGCUGGAUGUCCUUUGGGUGGUGGACCAUUCUUGAUACACACAGGAAACUGUUGAGCGUGAAAAACCCAUCAGUGUUGCAGUUCUUGACACAAACCGGUGUGCCUGGCACCUACUACCAUACACUGUUCAAAGGCACUUAAAUCUUUUGUCUUGCCCAUUCACCCUCUGAAUGGAACACAUACACAAUCCAUGUCUCAAUUGUCUCAAGGCUUAAAAAUCCUUCUUUAACCUGUCUCCUCUUUAUCUGCACUGAUUGAAAUUGAUUUAACAAGUGACAUCAAUAAGGGAUCAUAGCUUUAAUCUGGAUUUACCUAGUCAUUCUAUGUCAUGGAAAAAGCAGGUGAUAUUAAUGUUGUGUAUACUCAGUGUAUAUCAUAAUGCCUGUCUUUGAUGGCCUAGUUAUACCCUAACACAGUGGUGUUAGGGACCUUCUGUUUUACUGGCCACAUCAGGCCUGCAAAUCACAUUAUGCUGGCUUGCAAAGUGAUGUGUAAUUCCUAUUGGAAUCCAACCAGAGUUAGGAUAUCCAACAAUUAGAAUUGUUAAUCACCCACAACCUGCAUUCAGAAUGAGUGCCAGGGUAGGGAAGAAUGAAUACUGAGACUACCUCAAUCAUCUAAACUGGAACAACCAUUUCAGUAACGGGUGCAUUAAAUCCAAUUACUAACAGAUUGGAUUAGUUUAGAAAACUGUAUGUUAUUUGUCUUUGUGUAGCAUAACAUGAAUCAACCAAUCAAUGUACAUGCAAAAACACAGAUAUUACAGUAAAACAAAUUCUGAAAAUCUCCCUGCAAUAGAGCAUGCUGGGAAAUAUUAUAUACAGUUGAAGUCGGAAGUUUACAUACACCUUAGCCAAAUACAUGUAAACUCAGAUUUUCACAAUUCCUGACAUUUAAUCCUAGUAAUAAUUCCCUGUUUUUGGUCAGUUAGGAUCACCACUUUAUUUUAAGAAUGUGAAAUGUCAGAAUAAUAGUAGAGAGAAAGAUUUAUUUCAGCUUUUAUUUAUUUCAUCACAUUCCCAGUGGGUCAGAAGUUUACAUACACUCAAUUAGUAUUUGGUAGCAUUGCCCUUAAAUUGUUUAACUUGGGUCAAACAUUACGGGUAGCCUUCCACAAGCUUCCCACAAUAAGUUGGGUGAAUUUUGGCCCAUUCCUCCUGACAGAGCUGGUGUAACUGAGUCAGGUUUGUAGGCCUCCUUGCUCACACACGCUUUUUCAGUUCUGCCCACACAUUUUCUAUAGGAUUGAGGUCAGGGCUUUGUGAUGGCCACUCCAAUACCUUGACUUUGUUGUCCUUAAGCCUUUUUGCCACAACUUUGGAAGUAUGCUUGGGGUCAUUGUCCAUUUGGAAGACUCAUUUGCGACCAAGCUUUAACUUCCUGACUGAUGUCUUGAGAUGUUGCUUCAAUAUAUCCACAUAAUUUUCCUUCCUCAUGAUGCCAUCUAUUUUGUGAAGUAAACCAGUCCCUCCUGCAGCAAAGCACCCCCACAUCAUGAUGCUGCCACCCCCGUGCUUCACGGUUGGGAUGGUGUUCUUCGGCUUGCAAGCUUUCCCCUUUUUCCUCCAAACAUAACGAUGGUCAUUAUGGCCAAACAGUUCUAUAUUUGUUUCAUCAGACCAGAGGACAUUUCUCCAAAAAGUACGAUCUUUGUCCCCAUGUGCAGUUGCAAACCAUAGUCUGGCUUUUUUAUGGCGGUUUUGGAGCAGUGGCUUCUUCCUUGCUGAGCGGCCUUUCAGGUUAUGUCGAUAUAGGACUUGUUUUACUGUGGAUAUAGAUACUUUUGUACCUGUUUCCUCCAGCAACUUCACAAGGUCCUUUACUGUUGUUCUGGGAUUGAUUUUCACUUUUCACACCAAAGUACGUUCAUCUCUAGGAGACAGAACGCGUCUCCUUCCUGAGCGGUAUGAUGGCUGCGUGGUCCAAUGGUGUUUAUACUUGCGUAGUAUUGUUUGGACAGAUGAACGUGGUACCUUCAGGCAUUUGGAAAUUGCUCCCAAGGAUGAACCAGACUUGUGGAGGUCAAAAAUAAAAAUUCUGAGGUCUUUGGUGAUUUCUUUUGAUUUUCCCAUGAUGUCAAGCAAAGAGGCACUGAGUUUGAAGGUAGGCCUUGAAAUACAUCCACAGGUAAACUUCCAAUUGACUCAAAUGAUGUCAAUUAGCCUAUCAGAAGCUUCUAAAGCCAUGACAUCAUUUUCUGGAAUUUUCCAAGCUGUUUAAAGGCACAGUCAAUUUAACGUAUGUAAACUUCUGACCCACUGGAAUUGUGAUACAGUGAAUUAUAAGUGAAAUAAUCUGUCUGUAAACAAUUGUUGGAAAAAUUACUUGUGUCAUGCACAAAGUAGAUGUCCUAACCGACUUCCCAAAACGAUAAUUUGUUAACAAGAAAUGUGUGGAGUGGUUGAAAAACAAGUUUUAAUGACUCCAACCUAAGUGUAUGUAAACUUCCGACUUCAACUGUAUGGUUCUAUGUAGAACCCUUCUUCCCUUCCAAAUAAUCAUUAUUGCCUUCCAAAGAAUCAUCAAAGAACCCUUUCUUCCAAAAAUGGUUCUUAUGAUGUUAAAGGUUCUAGGUAGAACACUUUGCCUUGUAAAGAACCCAUGUCUUCCAAAAAGGGUACUUCUGAUCAAAACGGUUCUUGUAGAACCCCAUCCUUCCGCAAAUAACCCUUUUGGAACCCUUUUUUCUAAGAGUGUGGAGAGAAACCAAUAGGUGGAACGUUUCUGUAGAAUUUGUUUUAUCAAGGCCUCUCACCCCUUGCAGAAGUUUACUUUAUCUUGUGUGAGCGUGUCAACAUGACCUCUUUCCUUUGUGAGUUUUGUAAGUAUUAGCUUGAGAGAGUAAGUGACUAAGUGCUUUAUGUUUGGGCUGGUGUUAAGGUGGUGCUAGUGUCAAAUGCAUGUUAGUUUGCUAUUUCGCAAUGUAAAAACUGUUGCACUGGCAUUUUCCAGCCCUAACGCCAGGUUCAGAAAUUUACCUGUCUAACAUCAGCAUGCUUGGGCUCAGAUGGGAGGGGUGGAAAUAUUUGAAUCCGUAAAAACAUGAUACAAAGUGCUAAUUUCAGACAGUGAUGGUAGGGAUAUUUAAGACCAACCAAAAGUUGGUUUUAGCGGUAGUUGGUUGUGGAAUUAAUUUUGAUGAUGGAAACACAGCCUAUCCAGCCUUGACACACACUGCCCAUUAUGCACAUGGAACAAGAUGUGCUUUUGGUGCCUGUAUACUUCGUAUUUAGAAACAUAAAACAGUAAUGUUUUCUUUUUGUCCUGCUCGAUGUAAUGAAGUAGGCUAGUCAAGACCGUUGAUAAAGUGUUUGGCUCGUGAGACCACUUGGAAAUAAAUCUUAAUCACCAAAGCUUUAUUAAAAGAUCACAUUUGAGAGGAGCUAAACAGUGAGCUGACAUUCCCUUUUUAUAUAUCUAUUGUAGGCAGGCCUACAUUAUUUUUGCCAUGCUUUGGACGUGCGUAAAACCCCCUCCAUGAUGUAGGCUACAUGUGUCCAUGCCCAUCAUGAAACAAGAGAACCUCUGUGUUUUCAGUUACUAAAUAUGAUUUCCUUUUAGAGAGGUGUGUUUUCUAUUACACUUUGCAGAAGCUUGAUUUGUUUGCCAUGUGUGUUUGACUCCUGAGUGAGUUUUUGAGUCAUAAUGUUUGUUGUCUUCCCAAGUUUUACUUUGUACUUACUGUUGAUUUUUCCCCCAGUAAAGUAUUUACAGUGGGGGAAAAAAGUAUUUAGUCAGCCACCAAUUGUGCAAGUUCUCCCACUUAAAAAGAUGAGAGAGGCCUGUAAUUUUCAUCAUAGGUACACGUCAACUAUGACAGACAAAAUGAAAAAAUAAAUUCCAGAAAAUCACAUUGUAGGAUUUUUAAUACAUUUAUUUGCAAAUUAUGGUGGAAAAUAAGUAUUUGGUCAAUAACAAAAGUUUCUCAAUACUUUGUUAUAUACCCUUUGUUGGCAAUGACACAGGUCAAACAUUUUCUGUAAGUCUUCACAAGGUUUUCACACACUGUUGCUGGUAUUUUGGCCCAUUCCUCCAUGCAGAUCUCCUCCAGAGUAGUGAUGUUUUGGGGCUGUCGCUGGGCAACACGGACUUUCAACUCCCUCCAAAGAUUUUCUAUGGGGUUGGGAUCUGGAGACUGGCUAGGCCUCUCCAGGACCUUGAAAUGCUUCUUACGAAGCCACUCCUUCGUUGCCCGAGCGGUGUGUUUGGGAUCAUUGUCAUUGUCAAGACCCAGCCAUGUUUCAUCUUCAAUGCCCUUGCUGAUGGAAGGAGGUUUUCACUCAAAAUCUCACGAUACAUGGCCCCAUUCAUUCUUUCCUUUACACGGAUCAGUCGUCCUGGUCCCUUUGCAGAAAAACAGCCGCAAAGCAUGAUGUUUCCACCCCCAUGCUUCACAGUAGGUAUGAUGUUCUUUGGAUGCAACUCAGUAUUCUUUGUCCUCCAAACACGACGAGUUGAGUUUUUACCAAAAAGUUCUAUAUUGGUUUCAUCUGACCAUAUGACAUUCUCCCAAUCCUCUUCUGGAUCAUCCAAAUGCACUCUAGCAAACUUCAGAUGGGCCUGGACAUGUACUAGCUUAAGCAGGGGGACACGUCUGGCACUGCAGGAUUUGAGUCCCUGGCGGCGUAGUGUGUUACUGAUGGUAGGUUUUGUUAUUUGUGGUUCUGGGAUUUUUGCUCACCGUUCUUGUGAUAAUUUUGACCCCACGGGGUGAGAUCUUGCGUGGAGCCCCAGAUCGAGGGAGAUUAUCAGUGGUCUUGUAUGUCUUCCAUUUCCUAAUAAUUGCUCUCACAGUUGAUUUCAUCAAACCAAGCUGCUUACCUAUUGCAGAUUCAGUCUUCCCAGCCUGGUGCAGGUCUACAAUUUUGUUUCUGGUGUCCUUUGACAGCUCUUUGGUCUUGGCCAUAGUGGAGUUUGGAGUGUGACUGUUUGAGGUUGUGGACAGGUGUCUUUUAUACUGAUAACAAGUUCAAACAGGUGCCAUUAAUACAGGUAACGAGUGGAGGACAGAGGAGCCUCUUAAAGAAGAAGUUACAGGUCUGUGAGAGCCAGAAAUCUUGCUUGUUUGUAGGUGACCAAAUACUUAUUUUCCACCAUAAUUUGCAAAUAAAUUCAUUAAAAAUCCUACAAUGUGAUUGUCUGGAUAUUUUUUUCUCAAUUUGUCUGUCAUAGUUGACGUGUACCUAUAAUGAAAAUGACAGGCCUCUCUCAUAUUUUUAAGUGGGAGAACUUGCACAAUUGGUGGCUGACUAAAUACUUUUCUUCCCCACUGUAGGUUUAUUCUAAACCACUGGUUCCUCGUCUGGUUCUCUUCUCUGCUUAUCACAACUUCCUCCGAAGCUGCCUCCUCUCCUUGUUCGGGCAGGCUUCGGCGUUCGUUGUCACCGGCCUUCUAGCCACUACCGCUCCUCUUCUCAUCAUUCCAUUAGUUUUGUCUUUUUUUUUUUACACACACCUGGUUCAUAUCCCCUCAUCAGUCCUUGUAUAAGUAUUCCCUCUGCCCCCAAUGUCUUUGUGGGUGAUUGUUUCCAUGUGGAGGUGACGAUAGCUCAGUGGAGCAUUAUGUACAUUAUAUUUUGUUUUCCCCAGUGCGCCUUUAAGUCGCACUGUCGUUUUUUUACUCAUUGCUGCGAACCGCUGUAUUGGCCGAAUAAACCAUUAUUCUGGGAUUUACACCUACUGCGCCUGACUCCGUCCAAAUCAUCCGCUACACUGCUCCUGGGCCCUACCUCACCUUGUCACACCCACCAUAUUCUGCGCUGUUUUAAUAUUAUAUGCCCAUUGGAAGCAAUUAUGGUGACUGUAAGUGUAUUUAGACACAUCCUAUUUAAAACAAGUUGUUGUUACGUUUAGUUUAGUAUUCACUCUAUUUUUUGUGAAUUUAAUCUUGCUUAUUGAAAACAUUUGGCAUGUCCAUGCUCGGCCAUAAUGCAAUUAACAGUAGGCCUAGCCCCUAUGUAAGUGAGAAUGCUAUGUAUAUGUUUUAUUUUGAAGCCAUGCAAUUACUUACAACAAUGUGGACUGCAAACAGGUUCAAGUUAACAUAUUUAGAAAAGAUGGGAUAGGUCUACAUUUUGUUAUUUUGUUUCUGUAAGCUGUUUAACAAACUAUAACAGACUAACAUUGGAGUUGAUGCCAAGGCAAUACAUAAAAGACCAUAAGUACACAACUUGAAGCAACCAUAUACACUGCUAAAAAAAAGGGAACACUAAAAUAACACAUCCUAGAUCUGAAUGAAUGAAAUGAAUGAAUACUUUUUUCUUUACAUAGUUGAAUUUGCUGACAACAAAAUCACACAACAAUUAUCAAUGGAAAUCAAAUGUAUCAACCCAUGGAGGUCUGGAUUUGGAGUCACCCUCAAAAUUAAAGUGGAAAACCACACUACAGGCUGAUCCAACUUUGAUGUAAUGUCCUUAAAACAAGUCAAAAUGAGGCUCAGUAGUGUGUGUGGCCUCCACGUGCCUGUAUGACCUCCCUACAACGCCUGGGCAUGCUCCUGAUGAGGUGGCGGAUGGUCUCCUGAGGGAUCUCCUACCAGACCUGGACUAAAGCAUCCGCCAACUCCUGGACAGUCUGUGGUGCAACGUGGCGUUGGUGGAUGGAGCGAGACAUGAUGUCCCAGAUGUGCUCAAUUGGAUUCAGGUCUGGGGAACGGGCGGUCCAUAGCAUCAAUGCCUUCCUCUUGCAGGAACUGCUGACACACUCCAGCCACAUGAGGUCUAGCAUUGUCUUGCAUUAGGAGGAACCCAGGGCCAACCGCACCAGCAUAUGGUCUCACAAGGGGUCUGAGGAUCUCAUCUCGGUACCUAAUGGCAGUCAGGCUACCUCUGGCGAGCACAUGGAGGGCUGUGCGGCCCCCCAAAGAAAUGCCACCCCACACCAUGACUGACCCACCGCCAAACCGGUCAUGCUGGAGGAUGUUGCAGGCAGCAGAACGUUCUCCACGGCGUCUCCAGACUCUGUCACGUCUGUCACAUGUGCUCAGUGUGAACCUGCUUUCAUCUGUGAAGAGCACAGGGUGCCAUUUGCGAAUUUGCCAAUCUUGGUGUUCUCUGGCAAAUGCCAAACGUCCUGCACGGUGUUGGGCUGUAAGCACAACCCCCACCUGUGGACGUCGGGCCCUCAUACCACCCUCAUGGAGUCUGUUUCUGACCAUUUGAGCAGACACAUGCACAUUUGUGGCCUGCUGGAGGUCAUUUUGCAGGGCUCUGGCAGUGCUCCUCCUGCUCCUCCUUGCACAAAGGCGGAGGUAGCAGUCCUGCUGCUGGGUUGUUGCCCUCCUACGGCCUCCUCCACGUCUGCUGAUGUACUGGCCUGUCACCUGGUAGCGCCUCCAUGCUCUGGACACUACGCUGACAGACACAGCAAACCUUCUUGCCACAGCUCGCAUUGAUGUGCCAUCCUGGAUGAGCUGCACUACCUGAGCCACUUGUGUGGGUUGUAGACUCCGUCUCAUGCUACCACUAGAGUGAAAGCACCGCCAGCAUUCAAAAGUGACCAAAACAUCAGCCAGGAUGCAUAGGAACUGAGAAGUGGUCUGUGCUGCAAAACCAGUCCUUUAUUGGGGGUGUCUUGCUAAUUGCCUAUAAUUUCCACCUGUUGUCUAUUUCCAUUUGCACAACAGCAUGUGAAAUUUAUUGUCAAUCAGUGUUGCUUCCUAAGUGGACAGUUUGAUUUCACAGAAGUGUGAUUGACUUGGAGUUACAUUGUGUUGUUUAAGUGUUCCCUUUAUUUUUUUGAGCAGUGUAUUUACCAUGGCGCACGUUCUGAUUUGCCAGUGAGGGGCCAAGCCUUGACACACUCACAACUUGUUUAUUCAUCAAAACCAAGCCAACUGCGCUGAUAAUUGUGCUUGUGAAAAUAGCAAAAAUAUUUCUGACAUACCCCGAACCUAUCGCACUACCACCCAGCGCUUAGAAUGACCAUUGCGUUAGGUUUGUUAAAAUAGAGACAUAGAAGUGCAUAAAUCUUCCAUUGACAGAAAUAGUGAGGGCCAUUGCCUGUCUUACUCUCUCUACUUAACUUUAGAAAGCAACAAGGCUCCCUCUCCCUCCCCAGUAAUAUUAUUUGUAAUAUUAUCAGAAGAGUAAUUUAUUACCUAAAUAUUCCAAAAAGAUUUCCCUCUCAAGUUACUGAAGUGGAAAUAUGUAUGAACAUGCCUUGUUUUGAGAUUUACAAACCUGUCUUCCACUUUAAAUACAAUUCUUAAAGAUCCAUUAUUCAAAUGGUUUGUGUCCAAGUCAAAGGAAGAUAAUGUGUCCUCAUGAUUGCAACACAGCUGCAUCAAACAUGCUGUGCCCCAAACAUGAACCAUACUCUUUAAUGGGGAAUUUAGAGAUGGAUAAAUAAUAGUCCUCUGACUCGCCAUCACUACUCCCUGGAUACUCAUUCAUGUAUGAUGCCGCAUUAGGCAAUUUUCUUUACUUAUGAAAUUAUAACGUGUUAUACUGUGAUUAAAACUUCCAAAGAUACACACCAUCCUAUUUAGUUUUAUUGCUAAAUGCUCUGCUUGCGUCUAUGUGCUAGUGCAGUGAGGCAUGUGUUAAACUCAGUACAUUACAAAUGUAGUUUGCCAGCAUAUGGCUUGGUUCAGGGUUCUAUAACUAAGUUCAUUUUAACCUCAUCAUGUGAAUACUGCAUAUGCCUUGCUACAGACGGGGAGCAGAAUUACUUCUGAACAUAUGCAUUUUGUCUUGCAAAAAUUGUAGAGAAGGUGGCUUCUCAUCAACAAGGUCAGGAUGUGUUGUGGUGUAGUACUGGUACCCUAACAAGCAUGCCAAUCAACCAGGGCACAAUUGGUUGGAUUCCUCUUGCCAAUGCCAAGGCCAAAAUUCCAAUGCUGUGUUUCUGGCUAGUACUCGAGUGCUACAGUGUCGGAUUCUAAUCAUGAUUAAAAAGCAAGGAUGAAAAUCAUCCGAUACUUAAGAGUGGCUCUUGAGGAACAUAAUUUGGUAAUGCCUGGGGCUAGCCCAAAUGAGCCUUGAUGUAACUUUCUCUGCAAAGGGAUUUAGAAGUUUUAGAGAGUAUGUAGACCCUGAUCAUUAUGCUGCUGUGUAACAUGACUGUUGGUUGAGGCAUGGUGCUUGCAACACCAUGGUUGAAGGUUUGAUUUUUGCAUGGGCUACAGACUGAACAUAAAUGUGUUAAAUAAAUGUAAUUUUCAAUGUAUACUUUUUUUGGGUGCAAAAUUACAAUAUAACAUAACAUGCUGCUACUUCUGUGCAGGCACAGUUCUGGUGGAGAAUAUGCAGAUCAACGGGAGAGCAGAAGACCCAGGCAGGACCAUCUCUCUGACCCUGCUGGACAACUAUGCCCACUGGGUCAUCCUGGACCCCCUCAGACAGAGACUGUUCCUCAACAGCACUGGACGUGUCCUGGACAGAGAUGUGAGUAUGGACCCGGCCCCAGGUUGGGUUGGGAUACUGUAGUUUGUGGAGGCAAAGGGUCUUGCUAAGAUAUGCUUACAAACACAAGCAUAGACAUACAGUGCUGUGAAAAAAUAUUUGCCCCCUUUCUAAUUUUCUCUACUUUUGCAUGUUUUUGAUACUGACUGUUAUCAGAUCUUCAACCAAAACCUAAUAUUAGAUCAAGGGAAUCUGAGUGAACAAAUAACACAACAAUUGCAUACCUUUUUCAUUUAUUUCAUAAACAAAGUUAUGUAACACCCAAUGCCCCUGUGUAAAAAAGUAAUUGCCCCCUUACACUCAAUAACUGGUUGUGCCACCUUUAGCUGCAAUGACUCCAACCAAACACUUCCUGUAGUUGUUGAUCAGUCUCUCACGUCACUGUGGAGGAAUUUUGGUCCACUCUUCCAUGCAGAACUGCUUUAACUCAAUGACAUUUAUUUUCAAGCAUGAACUGCUCAUUUCAAGUCCUGCCACAACAUCUCAAUUGGGAUUAGGUCUGGACUUUGACUAGGCCAUUCCAAAACUUCAUAUUUGUUGGUUUUUAGCCAUUAUCAUAUAAACUUGUUUGUGUGUUUUGGAUCUACUGAGUUAAAGUGCUUUGGAGCAGUGUGACAAUCUAUUUUUCUACAAUAAUUGCAUAAUCUGCAGUUUAUUGAUCGGUUUAUUGAUUGAUAAAUUGGUUGAUUUACUGUUUCUCUUUUUCUCCCUUUCUCUUUUCUCCUUCUCUCUUUCUUUCUUUCUUUCUUUCUUUCUUUCUUUCUUUCUUUCUUUCUUUCUUUCUUUCUUUCUUUCUUUCUUUCUUUCUUUCUUUCUUUCUUUCUUUCUUUCUUUCUUUCUUUCUUUCUUUCUUUCUUUCUUUCUUUCUUGCCCUUAGCCCCCCUCAUAUAUCUCUACUAUCGUGGUGAAGGUCCAGUGCACCAAUGAGCUGGUUGGGACAGUGAUUCUCCACGAGGUCCGCAUUGUUAUCAGGGACAAAAAUGACAACACGCCUCGCUUUCAACAGCAGCACUACUAUGUAGCCAUCAACGAGGUGAGAGUUACUACAACAAAUAUUGCUUUUUUCUUUAGUGAGCAUUUCUUUAUACAUUCAACCUGAUUCCUCAAAUGAGGUUUGCAAGUCAUCAUGACCCUUCCAACAGAGGUCAACAAAGCCCAGAGGCCUUACAGAAAGUGACUCCUAUACUGACUACUGUAGUAGCAAUUAUGUAGUAAAUUCACACUUCAUUCUUUGAAUACAAAGAAAGGUCAAGGUUUGGUGAUAAUUUAAAUUAAGGACCUACCUGAUUAAAGAGUCAAAGCAUUUUUGAUGUAGGCACAGUGAAAUAGAGUGUAGACUACUCUGCAGCAACAGGAGGAUUCUGCACUGGGUUCCCCCAUGUUAUUUCUCUCUGUUUCUAUUUCUCCAUCUCUCAUUAUUUUGUUGUUAUGCCUUCGGCACGGAGACAGAGUAAAACAUAACAACAGCUAUUAUACGCAUGUUAGGUAGCAGCUUCCCAGGAUAAUAAAACAAUAGCAGAUCCUCAGAUCUUCAGAAUAUCUGUUAUUUCUCUGGUGCAUGAAAUUGCUCUGACACAUGGACAGUGGCACGCUAGUUUGCAUGUUCCCAGUAAAUCAUGGGAUUGCUGUCUGUGUGCUCUCCAUGAUAUAGAUGUCAUAGAUGUCACAUAGAUGUCACCAUAUUCCCUGUGUGCACCCGAAAGCUCAACAAUGAUGCUUUUGACUAACAACAUCAGCUCUGUAUGUGUGUGUGUGCGCGUGUGCUUGUACAUGCGCAUGUGUGUAAUACUACAUGUGAAUCUAUGUGCUUUUGUAUGUGUGUGUGUGAGUGUUUUUCUAUUUGAUUUAAGACAAAGUGAUAGCUGUGUGAGUCAAUUCUCUCGUUACCAGUCCAGACAGAGAGCACAGUGGAAUAUCAAAUGCUAUUUUGUGUUAGGCAUCACUGUGUUUAGAAUUCUAAAAUCUGUUUUAGCAAAAUCAGUCAGUGAUAUCUACAUCUAUAUCUACACCUAUACAAAUUUGCUUUAACAAGCUGUUAACUACCCAUAUCAAACAAGGAUUAUUUUGACUGAAACUUGCAUUUUGACCAAAAGGUCUGUAGAACCGAACAAGCAAAUUAUGUGUAUAUUUGCAUACUCCUUUGAAGAUUGAUUUUAAUCUCCUACGUUUGAAGAUAUAACUCAUACUGAAAUUACCAUGGUUCUCCUACAUCAUAGAUCCCAGCUGUCAGAUAAAAAUAGAAGUUAUAGUUUAAUACAUUUAAUUUCAUAUUGAGUGUCACUGACAAAUACGCUAGUUCUUUCUGUUUGUCUCUUUUCCUAAAUGUCAUCACUGUACAACUACAUUACGUUAAUGACACUAGACAUUUGAGAUGUCUUAUUAUUUCAGCUAGCAAAACCUGAUUUUGACAUGACACCUGUAUCGAGGGGCUCAGAGUCAGACACUGUGUUGUCUAGAGUAGACAAUCAUGACUGUUGUCUCCUUUGUGGACACUUCCUUUGUUUUAUGUACUUCACACUGAGGGUAUGUUAUCCCAGGAAACACUACUCCCUGAACAGCUUUCUGAGUCAGACACCGCUGCUGUCAAACUGCUCCUGAACUGAGCUGAACUCCCCUCGAGGCCCCUCUCUCUCCAGCAUCUCUCUGAGAGGUUGUUAUGGCUGUCAGUGGGGUGCAGAGGCCCCCAGAGAAACACUCAUUCAUUGCUGCUGACGACAAUGUUUUCAGUUCAAAUCAGUUAAUUAAUUCACUCUUUCUAUAGCAUAACAACAAAGGUCUAAACUUCUAACACUUCUGGCAGUAUUUGGCCAUCUUCUAUAGAAGACACACUGUGUCCCUGUGAUCUUGGGAGGGGUAGUAAUUUCUGUGAGAUGUAACAUAGAGCUGUUACAAUGUCCAGACAGAGUGACAUGCCUGUUGACAGUUUGCUCUCUUUAUCUCUGCCUCCAGCUCACUCCUGCCGGAACCAUCAUAUUUACAGGCUUCGGUGGAGACAAUGGGGCCACAGACAUCGAUGAUGGGCCUAACGGACAGAUAGAAUAUGGCAUCCAGUACAACCCCAACGACCCA